Molecule: messenger RNA, 4377 nt
Organism: Aedes albopictus (Asian tiger mosquito)
Lineage: Eukaryota; Metazoa; Arthropoda; Insecta; Diptera; Culicidae
Exons: 2
Coding region: 1214-2356 (380 amino acids)
Molecular function (GO): zinc ion binding; nucleic acid binding
Source: RefSeq, a predicted model, not a curated record
AGUGGACUGACUUGGAAGGUGGUGAAAAUAGACGAGAGACAAUUAAAGCAUUGGAAGACUGUUUAAUAAACUAUAAAUAGUGUCUGGAAUUAGUGUUCACUGCAUUAUCACAUUGGCGAUCCUUGCCAUUAAUAGAACUGUGGAAAGGUUUAUGGAAAUUACGUGAAUGUUACAAGGUAAGUGCUAAAUCGCGAAAAAAAACAUUCGAAAAUAUUUUCGUGUUGGAGAAGUGUUGCGGGAAAUGCAGAAAAAAAAAUUAAUCCCACACAGCAAAAAAAAAAAUAAAUAAAUGCAACUCACCCGAUGUAAUUCAUUCCGAUGUACUAAAUAAUCAAUGUAAUAACGAUUCCUAUGUAUGAUUACAUUGUUUUGAUGUAAAAUCUUUUGUUCUUAUGUGUACAUCGUCCGAUGUAAUAUUCAUGCAACCGACGUAUUGAUCGGGUUGCAGCAGUUCAGAUGUAAUAUUACAACAGUUUUUUUUUCCUGUGCAUAAGAGUAUUGCGCCGAGUAAAGCUCAAGGCCAAAACAGUUGAGUCGGGUUAAGCCCAAGGCCAACCAAUAAUUUGUAGUUUGCACCGAGUUUAGCUCAAGGUCAAACAGUUGAGUCGGGUUAAGCCCAAGGCCAACCUAAAAAUAAAAUUUUGAACCGAGUUUUAGCUCAAGGUCAAAGUUAUGUCUAUAAUUGAGUCGGAUUGAGCCCAAGACCAAUAUAUGCUUAAACUGCACGGAGUGUACAAUUGAGUAAAGUUUUAAAACCAUCGUAUAUACAAUUCAGAACAUCAAUUUUUAUUUAUUCUUAAUUUUAAGUUUAUCGUAAAAAAAAAAUAAAUAAAUAAAUAAUAAUAAUGAUAAAAUAUAUGGCCACACUGCACUGCAUGCGCACACAAAUCAUAGAGGGGCUUACAAUGCUAAAAUGGAACAUACGGAAAUGGAAUAUUUUGACGUGCGACUGACAAUCACAAAAACGAGGUAUACAUGUAUUGUGACAUGCUAGAAUACAUUUCGGUAACGGAUUCAACUAAUACGAAUAACAUUCUUCCGGGGAAAACGCAUUGCUUUACUGACAAAAGAGUGAUUAGUGGAUUAAUUACCAGAUGUUUGUGUGUUUUGCAAAAUAUUACACUCACAAAUGUAAUCGUUGGGUCCGUAGUAGGUGAAAAGAAAAAGUGUGCCAGUCGGGAAAAGGAAGGCUUGUGGACAAAUCCGAAGAAAAAUGAGUGGACCGUGGCAAGUGGAAGACAUUUCUUCAAACGAAGAAUCAAGUGACGAGCUGCGAGAUAUUGAGAAUGGAAAUGAGUCGAGAAAAGCCGUGGUGGAAAUCUCUGUGCCGGUUAAUUCUAGUGGUGUUGCAGAACAAUCAGAGGUUAAGCAUGAAAAAGUGGCGUCAAAAUGGCUCGCAGGAUCAUGGCCGCUGCAGCCGUUUGACGAGAACUUGCCACUCAAUAAACGCAAAGCGGAGUGGUUUCGAUUUCGGAAUCAGUUUGAGCGGAUUGUUGCUUGCAAGGAACCCGUCGUACCUGAAAUGCAGUUGGCGGGCUUGAAGAUUUUCGCUGGCACUUAUUUGCUGAGCGUAAUCGAGGUUCAAGAAAAGCUUCUCGCUGGGUCGGAUGAUGUGUAUGCUGCUACGGUCGCAGCGCUGAACAGGUAUUUUGAUCAAACUUGUGACUAUACCAAGGAGAGAAUGAAGUUCCGGGAAAUGCGAAUGGUGGCAUCAGAACCGUUCGUUGAUUGGGUGCUUCGGUUGGAAAACCAGGCAAAAUUUUGCGACUUCGAGGCAGAUCAGCGUAAAGAGGAAUUCACCCAAGCGCUGAUCAGACGCUCGGUGCCAGAAAUCGCAACGAAGCUUUACGAAAUGAGUGAUGUGUUCAACAAUGAUCUCGAACGGCUGAUGGCUCACGGUAGGCACCUCGAUUAUAUCCGGAUGGAAACUGAGGAAGGAAAUCAAGCUGGGAAGGUAGAGUCCGAAAUCAGUGGGGAAGCCGCCUACGGAGAACACGUUGUAAAACCGGUGAAUGGAGUAGCGAGCCAGAGGUUGGCAUCGAGACCGAGGAGUAGUGGCCCUCGUCUUGAAACGCGAUCCGAGAUGGACCGCCCGACCCACAGUAGGGACAACCGUUUCCGUGGUACAGGUUUCCGGGUGCCAACAGCAGCACGUUACAACGCGGCUCAUCAAAACUGUCCCAGAUGUGGAAGAGUUCAUGGUUUCAAGGAGUGCAAAGCUUUUCGGGUGAAAUGCUAUACUUGCGGAAAAGAUGGGCAUUUCUCCGAAUUUUGUUUUUCAAGAACAAAGUUGUUCAUCAGAGCCAGCGGGAACGAGCAGAUCACAAUGCAGCCUACACGACUGCUGGGAAGAUAAAUCAGGUAAAAUAAUUAUCAUUCAAAAGGGUUUCGAAGACUUGACUAUAUUUUUUUUGUUUUUCACAAUAAAUAAAUGAAGACAUGCGAUUAGUUUGAUUAUUGUUUUUAUUUUAUUUUAUUUGUUAUUUGCCCUUAUAGUUGAUAACUGGCAGUUCAUAUCUACCACAAAAUAAUGAGGAUCCCAGACUAGUAUGUUGUAAGAUCGGGGCUGAGGAGUUCCAAUUUCUGGUAGACACGGGUGCCACUGUAAACACCAUUACGACAAAUGGGUGGCAAACAAUUAAACGCAAAUGUCGUUCAGUAGUACACGAUUUUCAGCUGUACCCAGACGAGGUAUUGCGGAGUUAUGCGAAUCAACGGCCACUUGAAGUGGAGUGCUCGUUCAAGGCGCACAUCGGUGUGAAGAAUCGCCCAUUGCGAUUGGCAAAGUUUUUCGUCGUUAAAGGUACUGAUUUAUCGUUGCUCAGCUACGAAACGGCGAAACAACUGCAAUUGGUUCAAAUUGGUCUACAAAAUGUUGCAAGUACGUUCUCCAACAGGACCGACAAAAUGUUGUGUUCAAUCUCCGAUACUAGAUUAGAACCAAAAAUGCUUGAUGUAAGCGUUGCUCCUGACGAGGCGUUUCCGGAGUUUCCUAAAAUCCCCAUUACACCCGUACGGUUUAAGGUCGAUGAUUCGGUAACUCCCAAGCAAAUUAUUCGAUACAACAUCCCGAAGGCAUUCGAAAAUGCUACCAAUGAGAGGUUGAGACUGAUGGAAGAAAGAGGAAUUAUUGAAAGGGCGGACAAGGAACACGACAUUAUAACUUGCGUAUCCCCUUUGGUUUUAGUGCCAAAGGGUUCUUCUGAUUUUCGAAUCGUUGUUGAUUACCGUGAAGUGAACAAGGCCAUUAUUCGGGAACCGUAUCCUAUGCCUUCGCUGGACAAAAUUUGGACGUACAUUCCGAACGGCACGAUGUUGUUCACGAAACUUGACCUAAAGGAUGCAUAUUUCCACAUCGAGCUGGAUGAGGAGGUACGACAUUUUACAACAUUUAUGACAGCUAAUGGAUUAAUGCGGUUCAGAAGGUUGCCGUUCGGGUUAUCAUGCGCCCCAGAACUUUUUCAGCGUGUGAUGGAAAAGCUGCUGAUGAAGUGCAAAUACAUCAUCAUUUAUCUGUACGAUAUUCUGAUUUUUGAGAAAAAUCUACGAGAGCUACGGAACCGUGUUGCAGAAGUAAAAAGAAUAUUGAGCGAAAAUAAUCUCACGGUCAACGAAGAGAAAUCGGUUUACGAUCAGGCUACUGUAGAUUUUCUUGGUUUUACGAUUGAUGGUAGCGGCAUUCUACCAACACAAAAGAAAAUAUCCGACAUCAAAUUGUUUUCGCAGCCAAAGAAUACAUCCGAAGUUCGCAGUUUUCUGGGCCUGCUAACCUACAUUAGCCCGUUCGUCAGGAGUUUCUCGCAUAAAACCAGAUUGCUACGCGGCCUUCUUGCAGAGAACGCGAAAUUUGAGUGGACUGUGCAAUUGCAAGAAUCCUUUGAUCAACUUAAGGCUGAAGUAGAGAACGAUUUGAUCAAGAGAGGGUAUUUCAACGAAAACGAUCGCACCAUCUUAUAUACAGAUGCUUCGCCGUGGGGUCUUGGGGCAAUCUUAGCUCAGGAAGAGAUAAGUUCUGGAGAACGUAGAAUAAUAGCUUGUGCUUCCAAGAGCUUGACAGCUGCAGAAAGCCGGUAUCCGCAGCUACAUCGAGAAGCAUUGGCUAUUAUUUGGGCUAUGGAAAAGUUCGCAUACUACCUCUUGGGACGACGGUUUACGUUACGAUCGGACAACGAAGCACUCCUGUUUAUGACCAAGAACGGGAACCGCAAAGACGUCGGAAUAAGAAUACUGUCACGUGCUGAAGGCUGGAUGUUAAGAAUGGACCAUUUCGUUUAUGAUUUUGAACACGUUUCUGGAAAGGACAAUAUUGCGGACUGCGCAUCAAGAAUUGGUGCAAAACGUGAAAACACGGAAGAAAAUCCACAGUUCGGUAUCGAA